ACGGAUUUCUAACUAAUUAUAAGGAAGGCCCGGAAUUUUCCCUUUAAUAUGAGCAAGCAAGAAAACUCCAGAGGAGCUGAAAGGGUCAUUGGAUAUACGUUUCGCAACCGUCGUAUCAUUAAGGACGCAUUGACACAAAAUGCGAACAAGCGCCUAGCUUUUCUCGGAGAUAAAGUGGUGGCAUUAAUGCUGAUCGACCACUGGUACCGCAGCAAUAGAAGCUGUAGUAUGAUAUGUUCCAGACCAAGCAGUAUUUUUGCUGAUGGUUCUUAGCGGAUGGAAGCUUUCGACUGCAGCAUUAUGGGAGCAAUAACGAAAUGGCUCGCCAGG
Molecule: messenger RNA, 330 nt
Organism: Talaromyces proteolyticus
Lineage: Eukaryota; Fungi; Ascomycota; Eurotiomycetes; Eurotiales; Trichocomaceae
Exons: 1
Coding region: 49-273 (74 amino acids)
Biological process (GO): RNA processing
Molecular function (GO): ribonuclease III activity
Source: RefSeq, a predicted model, not a curated record